Hansenula ciferrii is the source of this 1065-nucleotide messenger RNA. RefSeq lists its product as uncharacterized. The record is from RefSeq and is a predicted model, not a curated record. The transcript has a single exon. Gene Ontology annotation, biological process: fungal-type cell wall organization. Gene Ontology annotation, molecular function: structural constituent of cell wall. Gene Ontology annotation, cellular component: fungal-type cell wall. Bases 1 to 1065 code for a protein of 354 amino acids. Lineage: Eukaryota; Fungi; Ascomycota; Saccharomycetes; Phaffomycetales; Wickerhamomycetaceae.
AUGAAAUACUCAUCAUCUGUCUUAACUGCUGCUACCUUAUUCACCACUACUUUAGCUGCUGUUGUUCCAUCAGAACCAUGGGCUACUUUAACUCCAAGUGCUAAAGCCCCAAAAGGUGCUAAGACUGAUUACACUGCUACUUUUGGUGUUGCUGUUGUUCCAAUCACUGGUACUACUACUUCAGGUGGUUCAGUUUCAACUGAAACCGGUGCUCCAACUGCUGGUGUUGCUAAAAGAGAUGUCAUCUCCCAAAUUGGUGAUGGUCAAAUCCAAGCUUCAACUGGUACUCCAUCAACUACUUCAGCUGCUCCAAAAUCAACUGCUCAAGCUAUCUCUCAAAUUGGUGAUGGUCAAAUCCAAGCUACUACCAACACUGAAUCUUCAAAACCAAAAUCAACUGCUCAAGCUAUUUCACAAAUUGGUGAUGGUCAAAUCCAAGCUACAACCAACACUGAAUCUUCAAAACCAAAAUCAACUGCUCAAGCUAUCUCUCAAAUUGGUGAUGGUCAAAUCCAAGCUACAACCAACACUGAAGCUCCAAAAUCAACUGCUCAAGCUAUUUCACAAAUUGGUGAUGGUCAAAUCCAAGCUACUACAAACACUGAAGCUUCAAAAUCAUCUGCUACUGCUGUUUCACAAAUCACUGAUGGUCAAAUCCAAGCCACUGGUGCUUCAAACUCAACUGCCUCAGCUACUGAAUCCGCUAACAAAGCUUCUGGUUCAGCUGAUUCAAAAUCCUCAUCAGAUGACAAUGUCAAAGCUCAAUCAUGUAAAGCUGAUGGUUCAUUAGCUUUAGAAUUAAAAGGUGGUGUUUUAACUGAUUCUGCUGGUAGAUUAGGUUCAAUUGUUGCAAACAGACAAUUCCAAUUUGAUGGUCCUCCACCACAAGCUGGUGCUAUCUACGCUGGUGGUUGGUCAAUCACUGAAGAAGGUGUUUUAGCUUUAGGUGAUUCAGACAAAUUCUACCAAUGUUUAUCAGGUAACUUCUACAACUUAUAUGAUCAAAGCGUUGCUGAUCAAUGUCAUGAAAUCAAAUUAGAAGUUAUUGAAUUAGUUGACUGUUAA